Messenger RNA from Rotaria sp. Silwood2, 1488 nucleotides. NCBI's taxonomy places the organism in Eukaryota, Metazoa, Rotifera, Eurotatoria, Philodinida, Philodinidae. The record is from the annotation of a GenBank genome assembly.
AUGCAUACAAUAACAGAAACUCGAAAGGGUAAAAAGUGUUUAAUUUUCAAUGGGUAUCGAUACUUACGUGAUCGUAUCCGUAACGUCAACACUUACUGGCGUUGUGAAAAUCGAAAUGAAUGUCCAGGGCGUCUUACUCAAAAAGGAGAUCAAAUUCCUGUUGUAACCGCUCAACAUAAUCAUGAACCAAAUGAAGAAAAAAUCAAACAACAAAUAUUUAGAACACAUUUAAAAGAACAAAUACGUGAAAGUUCAGUACCAAUUCGAAAAAUAUUUCGUGGUGAAAUUAUUAACCGGUAUUCAACUGAACCUGAUAGUGUUUGCACUCUCCCCCAAUUUAAUCAAAUCAAAAAUUCUUUGUAUCGUGUAAAGAAUAUAAAUUAUCCUCCACUACCAAAAUCGAUUGAAGAUGUUUCUAUUGAAGGUAAUAAUGUUAUAAAAAUUAAUAUUAAGUUUGUUUAUGAUUUUUUUUUAGGAAAGUGGCGAUUAUAUUUAAAUGGUGAAAAUUUUACAUUAGCUGAUAAUAAAAAUCCUCGAUAUUUCGUAUUCGGUACUACUGAUUCAUUAAAAAUGUUAUGUUCCAGUGAUCAUAUAUUUGCUGAUGGCACUUUCAAGUCCUCACCUACACCAUUUAAACAACUCUAUAGUAUCCAUAUUGAAUCAUCCGUUUUAAAUAAUACUCUUCCAGUACUUUAUGCAUUAUUACCUGAUAAGUUCAAAGCUACAUAUACAAUAUUCUUUAACGAUUUACGUAAAAUUUGUGCUCAGUAUGAUUUUAUCUUGAAUCCAAGAUUAAUCACUGUCGACUUCGAACAAGGUUGUUUAAAGUCAUUACAGAAUAUUUUCCCUAAUUCUGAAUUAAAAGGAUGCAACUUUCAUUUCAAUAAGUGUAUAUUUAAGAAAAUCACUGAUCUCGGAUGGCAACAACAGUAUUACUUGUCAUCCAAUGAUGAUCUACAUUCUGUUUUAGCACUUUAUCAACAAACAUGUGCGUUAGCAUUUAUGCCUGUCAACAGUAUUGAUCAACUUUGGUGUAAUAUAAUGGAUAAUUUCGAUCAUAUUCCUGAUGCACAUCAUUUUUUUGAUUAUGUCACUGACACUUGGAUCGAUCCGGAUGCUUUAUUUCCAAAGAAACUGUGGAAUUACUAUUCUUUUCAUGGCCUCAGAACGAAUAAUGGAUUGGAGGGGUGGCACCACAGAUUAAAUUCAAAUGUUGGUGCCACCAAUCCUAAUUUGUUUCUUGUCUUAGAAGAAAUAAAGAAGGAUUAUAUUUUUAACAUGGCAACACUUAAGCAAGUACAGCAUCAAGAAAAUAAACAACGUCGAAAGAAACAAUAUGUCCUUCGCAAUAGAAGAAUUAUCAAUCUUAUGGAUCGAUAUGCCAAUGGCACAUUAACAUUAAAUGAAUAUUUCAUCAAAAUAAGCAAAACGAUAGGCAAAAAAAAAUCAGUUUGUAUCAGGGUUAAUAAUAAUGAAAAUUCCUCAUGA